Molecule: messenger RNA, 363 nt
Organism: Penicillium cataractarum
Lineage: Eukaryota; Fungi; Ascomycota; Eurotiomycetes; Eurotiales; Aspergillaceae
Exons: 2
Coding region: 1-363 (120 amino acids)
Source: RefSeq, a predicted model, not a curated record
AUGGGAGCCUCAACUCCAAGCGAAGUAGCCCCUCCCUACGAAGAACUAUACUCCCAGCGACCAUCAAACCCACUAACUGGGUACUCCCGCGUCGCUGCUGCCGAUGAACCAGACCUCGACCUCGAGCGCGACGCACACCAGCACGACGCAUCACUCCCGCUCGAACUAAACGAAUCCCAAAACAACUCCAAUAAGCCGCAUACUCACUGCGAGGAAUGCGAUCGGCAACUUGAGCGGCGCGAGAGACGGCGUAGCAAGGAGCAUUGCUGUACGACUGUUUCGCGGACUUUUAUGACUAUUGCGUUGUUCUUGAUGAUUUUUGGGAUUGUGGCUGUGUCUUCUUUGAAGAGGGGGAAGAAAUGA